AUGGCUGAAGUUUGUCGGCCCGCUCGCUCCGGGAAUUCCGGGAGCGACCUGGCUCAAGCGGCAACACAGACCGUCCGCAUCAAUAUCGGUGGUGAAAAGCUUAUCGAAGUCCACCGCGAAUUGUUCAGCGUGGUCGGAGACAACAAGCUAUCCGCCUUGUUUUCAGGUCGCUGGGAGCUUCAUCUAGAUGACCGUGGCUAUUUCUUUGUCGACUAUUCUCCCGAGGUUUUUAUGCCGUUGAUUGAAUGGCUGCGCCUUGUUCGGGACAGCCCCUCGCAGCAAAGCCUCCCCUUCAUAGAUAUAGACACGAGGCACCGGCUAGCACUCGUUCGAAUGAUGGUGGCGAUGUCAUUCGAGCUGCAUGCUCUUCGGAGUGCUGGCGUCUUUGCUGCAGAGGUGAUCUCCUAUGGCUUCGGAGUCGACAGCUGCGUCGACGCUGGAUACUGCGUGGACGAGCUUCUUGAGGCUGGAGCCACUCUUGAAUCUCUCAGGCACGCCGGGGUGGAGGCCCAGAGGCUGAAGCAUCUCGGCUUAAGCAAGCUCAGAGAGGCAGGCUAUACUGCCAGAGAGCUGAAGCAUGCAGGCUUCGACGGCUUGUCCCUUCUGCGUCAAGGUGUGACAGUCGCAGACCUGAUCCAGGCUGAGUUUGCCCCGACUGACUUGCGGGGGCGAGGUGUUCAGUCUGCCACACUCGUUUACGAGCUCGGCUUCUUAGGAUUUUCAGCCACCGAGCUUCGUGUGGCAGGGUUCUCUGCCUCUGAUCUCACAGUCGGAGGGUUUACGGCCACUCAGCUUCGCGCGGCAGGCUUCUCUGCCAUGGAACUCAAGGCGGCAGGGUUUUCUGCCGCAGAGCUUCGUGAAGCUGGCUUUACUGCCGAACAGCUCGCACAUGCAAGGUUCUUUCGCCAACAGCUUGAGGCAGCAGGGUUCGAACGCAUUAUGAUCAAUUUCUCUGAUACCUACCAGCUUCGGAGCUUCAAAACACGCGGCUUCCUUCCGGACAACCUUCCUGCAGCAACGGUCUCAGAGCUUCGCAUCGCCGGGUUCAGCGCCACAGAGCUCCGGCAGCAGGGCUUUGACGCGCUCCAGCUGCUGUCAGAGUUUGGCAUGAUGGCAGUAUUUUUGGCCUGGCUGCACUAG
Messenger RNA from Symbiodinium necroappetens, 1140 nucleotides. The record is from the annotation of a GenBank genome assembly. NCBI's taxonomy places the organism in Eukaryota, Dinophyceae, Suessiales, Symbiodiniaceae.